AUGAAGCUCACUUACUUGGCGGCGCUGCUUGCUAUUGCAUCAGCAGCACAAGUCCCAUUCGAAAUCCCCAAUGCUAAAGACUCAUUCCCCUUUGGUGAUGUUAACAUUGAUAGUUGGACAUUUCAACAAACCAAUGCCUUGCAGCAGGAGUGGGCUAAAAAUGUAGCAAAAUUUGGCAAAGAUAAGCUCUUAUCCAUGUAUUCUCAAUACAAGUUGAAUUUUGCUCCACCAAGGACUGAUUUAACUUACGACUUGACGUCCGGUGCUUCGACUCCAGAAUUGUUGGGGUUUGAUGCAGUCAAGCAAUAUUCAGGGUAUUUCACAAUUGAGGAAGCAGGUAAAAAGUUCUUUUAUUGGUUUUUUGAAAGUAGAAAUGACCCCGCAAAAGAUCCUUUGAUUUUAUGGUUGCUGGGUGGACCUGGCUGUUCGUCAAAUAUUGGACUUGCUAUGGAAUUGGGACCAUCAUUGAUCAAUGCCACAGUGGUACCAGAAUUCAACCCCUACUCAUGGAAUUCAAAUGCGUCUAUUGUGUUUUUGGACCAACCGGCUCAAGUUGGAUUCAGUACUGGUGGUGACAUUCCAUUCACUACCGAACAAGCUGCUGUGGAUUUCACCAAUUUUGUGGCCCUUUUCCGGGAAAAAUACCCUCAAUAUGCUCAUUUGGAUUUUCAUAUUGCUGGAGAGUCUUAUGCCGGUCAUUAUAUUCCCAAGUUUGCGUCAAGCGUUGUUGAAGCUGGCUUGCCGUUGAAAUCGGUGCUUAUUGGAAACGGUAUAACAGAUGCAGUUGUACAAGCUGGACAAGUUGCUAAUAUGGGAUGUGGUGCCGGAGGUAUUGGCAAGAUUUAUACUGAUGAAGAAUGUGAGUCAUAUGAUACGUAUUACCAACGGUUCGUACCAUUUGGUUUGCUUUGUUAUCAGUAUCCCAAUCCCGUCACUUGCUUUAUUUCAAUCUUGGCCACCCCCAAUAAACCCGAUAGUGGUGAUUUGAACCCAUAUGAUUCAAGACAAACGUGUGAUUCCUCUAAUCCAUUAUGCUAUCCACAACUCAAUUACAUCACCGACUACUUCAACGAACCAAAAGUUCAACAAGGAUUGGGUGUGGAUAAGAAUUUCACUGCUUGUAAUAAUGAAGUGGGAGUCUCGUUUUUAACUGACCAUAAUAUGCCAUAUCAACAAUAUAUUGCUGAAUUGUUGGAAAAGAACGUUCCGGUGUUGAUAUAUGCUGGUGAUAAGGAUUUGGUUUGUGACUGGUUGGGAAACUUGGCAUGGGUUAAUAAAUUACCAUAUUCUGAUCAUAAACGAUUCAAUGCUACUAAGUUUGAACCUUGGAUUACAAGGGAAGGACACAAAGCUGGUGAAGUUAAGAAUUAUAAACAUUUUACAUACUUGAGAGUGUUUGAUUCCGGUCAUAUGGUUCCAUUAGACCAGCCACAAAAUGCAUUAGAUAUGGUUAAUCGUUGGAUCCAAGGUGAUUAUGCGUUCAAACUUGACAAACAUAUUAUAGUUUAG
Molecule: messenger RNA, 1509 nt
Organism: Lodderomyces parapsilosis
Lineage: Eukaryota; Fungi; Ascomycota; Pichiomycetes; Serinales; Debaryomycetaceae
Product: S10 family peptidase
Exons: 1
Coding region: 1-1509 (502 amino acids)
Biological process (GO): proteolysis
Cellular component (GO): fungal-type vacuole
Molecular function (GO): serine-type carboxypeptidase activity
Source: RefSeq, a predicted model, not a curated record